Messenger RNA from Microcebus murinus (gray mouse lemur), 2408 nucleotides. NCBI's taxonomy places the organism in Eukaryota, Metazoa, Chordata, Mammalia, Primates, Cheirogaleidae. The record is from RefSeq and is a predicted model, not a curated record.
CAGAAGAAACAAAAUCACAGAUGAAAAACAGUAAACACACUUUUUGUCCUCCACAAGGAAUAUUGAAUGUAAUUAUUACAAAUGGACCAGAGGCCAAGGAGGACAGAACGGUUUCUGGGGAUGGGCCCCAGGCAUCUCUGUCCUGAGCUUCCUUAGGAUCCUACUCCCCAAACUCGGAUACAGCACUAAAUGACAGCCCCAGUGAUGGUGCAACUGGCCCCAGGUACAGACUUGUUGCAGGGGCAGAGCCACCACAGAGAACCUUUGCUAAGGCAAUGUUGAACAGAAAUAUGGGAUUGAAGCUGCCACAGAAAAUCCCCACCAGGGCAAUGCCCAGUGGAUCCAUAGGAGAAGGACCACCACCAGGACAAAAGAACUGUAGAGCCAUUGGCAGCAUGCAAGAUCAGCCUGGAAAAUCUGCUCAUAGCUAGAAGGAACUUGCCUUGAAUUUCAGAUGAGAGUAUAUAGACUUUUACUUUUGAAUUGGUGCUGGAACGAGUUAAGUCUUUUUGAAUUAUUGAGAUAAAUUGAUUGUAUUUUACAAUGUGAGAAGGACAUGAGCUUUGGCGGGCAGGUGCAGAAUGCUAUUAUUUGGAUCUUUCUGCCAGAACUCAUGUUGGAAUGUUAAGAGGUAGAGCUUAAUGGGAGGCAUUGGGGACUUGGGGGCUCCACCCUUAUGGGCAGCUUGGUGCUGAUCUCAGUAGUGAGUUCUUUCUCUCAUGAAACUAGAUUGGUUCUUGGAGGAAUGUAUUAGUUACCAUGACAAUGGAUUGUCAUAAAGCAAGGUUGCAGCUCAUAUUUAGCCUCUUGGCACACUCCCACUUUCCCUUUGACCUUCUGCCGUGUUGUGAUGCAGUACCAAAGCCCUUACCAGAAACCCAGUAGAUGCCAGCAUCAUGCUUCUUGAACUUCUCAGCCUGCAGAACUAUGAGCUAAAUAAAUCUCUUUAUUAAUUGCCCAGUCUCAGAUGAAGGCCUCUGGUGUGCAAUGUUGAAUAGAAGUGGUAAAAACAGACAUCUUUGCAUUUUUCUAGUCUAGCAGGAGUUACACUCUCUAUGAUAUGGUGUAUAAUGUGGUCAUGCUCAGGCUCUGAAGCUCUCCCUGGUGGAAAUUUAUUUGGACUGUUAAUUAUUUUUUAUAGUGCUUUUCUUGGGGGGAAACUUUUGGAAAUCAUUAGAAUACCUUCAGUGCCUCCACUUCCACCUCUUCUUGGGAUGUUACUGGCUGGUUUUAUUAUUAGGAAUAUUCCAUUCAUCAGUGACCACGUCCGAGUUCAAACCAAAUGGUCUUCAACUUUAAGAAACACUGCCCUUACCGUUAUCCUAAUACGAGCUGGGCUUGGACUCGAUCCACAGGCUUUGAAGACUUUGAAGAAAGUUUGUUUAAGAUUGUCUAUGGGUCCAUGCCUCAUGGAGGCAUGUUCAGCUGCUUUUUUCUCCCACUUCAUUAUGAAAUUUCCCUGGCAUUGGGGAUUUCUAUUAGGUCUGUCUUUCAGUUUUGUGCUAGGUGCUGUCUCUCCUGCUGUUGUUGUCCCUUCCAUGCUGAGUUUGCAAGAGAGAGGAUAUGGCAUCGAAAAAGGCAUCCCAACCUUGCUGAUAGCUGCUAGCAGCUUAGAUGACAUCGUGGCUAUCACUGGAUUCAAUACAUGCAUGAGCAUAGUCUUCUCAGAAGGUGGUAUAAUUAAUAACAUUCUAUCCUCUGUACGGGACGUAUUUAUUGGUGUGCUGGCAGGAAUUAUUUUGGGAUUUUUUGUUCACUAUUUCCCAAGUGAAGAUCAGGAAAAACUUCCAUCAAAGAGAGCAUUCCUUAUUUUGUGUAUCUGUGUUUCUGCCGUCUUAGGCAGCCAACGUAUUGGUUUACACGCAUCUGGAGGAUUAUGCACACUAAUGUUGACUUUCAUUGCAGGGAAAAAAUGGUCCAAGGAAAAGAUUGGAGUCCAGAAAAUUCUUGCGAAUACAUGGAAUAUUUUUCAACCACUUCUUUUUGGUUUAGUUGGAUCAGAAGUAUCUGUUUCAGCUCUUGAACCAAAUACUAUUGGCAUUUGUGUUGCUACAAUGAGUUCAGCAUUAUGUGUUCGAAUUUUAACCACUUAUGUAUUGAUGUCUUUUGCUGGUUUUAGUUCUAAGGAGAAAAUAUUUAUUGCUUUAUCAUGGAUGCCCAAAGCUACAGUCCAGGCUGUAUUAGGUCCUCUGGCUCUAGAAACAGCAAGAGUGUCUGCACCCCACUUGGAAUCAUAUGCAAGGAAUGUGAUGACAAUAGCAUUUUUAGCCAUCUUGAUCACGGCUCCAAAUGGAGCUCUACUUAUUGGCCUACUGGGGCCCAAAAUACUUGCACGUCAUUAUGAUCCAAGAAAAUUAAAACUGCAAUUGUCGGAUCUCGCGCAUCAUUAAAAUGUUUAUUUGUCAUUA